UAUAUGGUGGUGGUGUUAGAGUUUGACUAAUGGAUCAUUCUCUGAAUUGUUCAUCAAGGGGCAUAGUUGGUGGAAGCAGAAAACCAAGCGGUUCUGAUGGAGAAAGUGGAUGGACAUCUUACUUUGAAGACUUCUCAGAAGGCAUAGAACCCAGUUAUUGUUCCAGUUUGGAUGGUUCAUCUUUGCUCUCAGAUGCUGCUUCUUCUGCUGCAUGGAAAUUUUCUCACCACAAUCAUCAUCAUCAUCAUCUUCUUUCUUCUCCCUCUUUCAAGGCCCCAAAUCCACCCAAAAAGUUGACCUUCAAGAAAGCAAGAGCCAAACAGAUAUCAGAAGAUGACCCUUUGGAAGACACUGCUAGCUCUCCUGUCAAUAGUCCCAAGGUGAGAGACUUGAAUCCAGCUGAAAUGAGUUCUAGAAAAGAUGAUGAUGAUGAACUGGGUAAGGGGUUGAAAUCAUCAGAGCAUUAUUCAGAUAAGAAGAGAGAUGAUAAAUUAAAGUAUAAUGGAAAGAAUGGUGAUUGCACAGAGUUGAAGAAAAGGGGAUUAUGCUUGGUUCCUUUGUCUUUGUUGGUUAAUUAUUUGGGGUGACUGAUACUUUUGUCUAUAUACUUUCUCUCUCUUUAUCUGUCCCUCUCCUUGUCUCCUUUUCUUUGUGUUCUUCUAUGUAGCUCAAGUUCUUCAAUUGUAUAUUAAAGAGCUUCAUCACUCACUGUGAUGUAUAAUCUCUAUCUCACUAUAUAUCUGUAUA
Molecule: messenger RNA, 747 nt
Organism: Vigna angularis (adzuki bean)
Lineage: Eukaryota; Viridiplantae; Streptophyta; Magnoliopsida; Fabales; Fabaceae
Product: vascular-related unknown protein 1
Exons: 3
Coding region: 30-587 (185 amino acids)
Biological process (GO): xylem development
Source: RefSeq, a predicted model, not a curated record